Limulus polyphemus (Atlantic horseshoe crab) is the source of this 793-nucleotide messenger RNA. RefSeq lists its product as uncharacterized. Gene Ontology annotation, molecular function: G protein-coupled receptor activity. The record is from RefSeq and is a predicted model, not a curated record. The annotation marks the transcript as partial. Lineage: Eukaryota; Metazoa; Arthropoda; Merostomata; Xiphosura; Limulidae. Gene Ontology annotation, cellular component: membrane. The transcript has 5 exons.
GCGCUCGAGUUACCUGUGAAACUUUUCAGAACAGACCGUCACAGUUUAACGUUUUUUCUUUUAUCGGUUUGUCGCGUUUUUACAGGAAUAUUAUUUUAUUUCAUAUGAAAUUUUAGAUGAGUAUAUUAAAUACCUGGUUGUCUGUUGAAAAACCAGAAUGUACCGGUUCCCAAGGAAAGUUCAAAAUAUCUUUGCAAUUUUAAUUACACUGCUUUACAUAUCAACUGGGCAGAGUCAAGGUACUUCAUUUUGCACACUGAAUGAAAAUGCCUCAAAAUGCUACUCUGUUUUCACCCAAGUAACUUCAUGGAAUGAUGCUGUGAACAUGUGCCGAGAGUACAACAAGCAACUUCUCUGUACUCGUUCAAUAGAAAGUGCAAGGGUCAUGAUCAACAUUUCGAAAAUCUAUCCGACCAAUAACAGGAUUUGGAUUCUGAACAUGGAUUGCGCAGGUGAACCUAAAGAAUGCCUAACCUUCAAAUUUGGACCAAAAGGAGGCGAAUAUAUGGUUUCAUGCAAGGAACCUGCUCCUUUCAUUUGUCAAGAUAAGGACUCAACCACUACGAAAUUUUCGGAGAUUUUUACCAAGCCUCCUGUUUUCUGUGAAGCUAUAACCAGUGGAAAUUUACACUGGCCAAAGGAAGAAGUUGCUAAAUGCACUAAACAGUCUUGUCCAGAACCAGCAAAAGGAACAGCUAGGUGGUGCUGUGGUGACCAGAGUGGACAGCGUACUACAAAAUAUCCGGAUUUCAGUGAUUGUAAAACCGUCGAAAUAAGCCGGAUUUGGAACAAG